GUGACCCGGACAGGCGGCCAUGGCGGAGGUUGGUGCCCUGUUCGGACCACGCCCUCACGCCGGAAGGACUCCAUCACUCCGCCCACUCACGCCCAGCCUCUCGCGCCCAACUCUCCAAGUCGUGCGGGGAUGUAUCGCCGCCCGCGGACGCCACGCUGCCGUGGGCGUCGCUGGACGUGCGCCGCUCGGACCCGAGCCUGCCGCGGGAAGCCCUGGACGCCCGCAUCUGCCCCGCCCUCCGCCGCGUCUCCGAGAUGUUCGUGGGCUCAGUGCCUUUCAUGACGGCCCCGGGAGAGGAGUCCUCCCCCCCGCCGCGCCCCGCGACGGACGCAGAGGGAGGGAAGGGCGUCGUGUGGACGCCGCACGCCGCCCUCCGCUCCUGCUUCGUCUCCUCUGCGCACGGCUACACGCCCUUCAAGUACAAUCGCUUCGACGGCGGCGGCGCGGACUGGGCCCCCGGAGCCUCUGUCGCAGAAGUCUCGCUGUUCGGAGGGCGGCGCGAGGUCCUAGAUGGCGAGAGGGAAAAGGGGCUUUAUUAAAUCAGCUGAUUGAAGAGAGAAUAUGGG
Molecule: messenger RNA, 566 nt
Organism: Penaeus monodon (black tiger shrimp)
Lineage: Eukaryota; Metazoa; Arthropoda; Malacostraca; Decapoda; Penaeidae
Exons: 3
Source: RefSeq, a predicted model, not a curated record